CUUCCUACAGCUCAGGGUUUCUAUUAUUUACAGCUCAAAUUUUGAGCCUUUUUUCUGCACCCGUACUUUCCAAUGGGUAAUUCCGGCAAGCGGCCGCCGUCUAUAUUCGAAAUUCGUCUCCGAAAACGGAUACAAGAAACCUACGGCAAAUCACCUCCCUCUAUUGACCAGCUCGUUGACCGUUUACGCGCCAAGUACCCAGAUUACAGCCGCCAUAAGUAUCAGCCGUUUAUGAGAAUGGUCAAACAAACAUUAGAUUCUGACCCCACCAACAAAAACAAACGAAAACAAAAACCCAGAAGCAAUUUGGUAUUUGCAGAUUCUGAAGAUUCUGAUGACGUCACGCCGGCGAAGAAGAAAACUAAGAACAUUGAUGACAGGGAAAGGAAGUUGGAGAUUUUGGAAAGGAAUCAUGUUGAGAGGAGACGUCUCGAUUCGGGUUCUGGGUCGGGUUCGGAUUCGGGUUCGGGUGAAGAAGAUGGAGAAGAAGAGAAUAUAAGUGCGGUUUCGACUUCCGAGGAUGAUGAGGUUUAUAGUUUGAAAUUUGAGCCGGAAUUUGAUUUAAUGAAAUCUAUGUUGCGAGACAAGUAUGGGGGGUCGAAAAUGGAUAAAAACGAUGCGAAAACGGUUGAAAACGAUGCGAAAAUGGUUGAAAACAAUGCGAAAAUGGAUAAAAACGAUACGAAGAAGGGAGAGAAAGGGAAGAAUGUGGAGUUGGAGGUUGUUACUAAUAGUAGUAAUAAAAAAGUUGAUUUGAUGAAGGAAGGUGGAGGUGUUAAGGAUAUAGGAAAAGGGAAAGAGUUGAAAUCAGAUAAAGGGUUGGGUAAUGGUAGAUUUGGAGAAGGGAACGAAGGGCCGAGAUUUAAGGAUUUGGGUGGAAUGGAAGGGGUGUUGGAUGAGUUAAAAAUGGAAGUGAUUGUGCCUUUGUAUCAUCCGGAGCUGCCAAGGAGUCUGGGAGUGAGACCAAUGGCUGGGAUAUUGUUGCACGGGCCGCCAGGGUGUGGGAAGACUAAACUGGCUCAUGCUAUUGCUAACGAGACAGGUGUUCCGUUUUAUAAGAUUUCAGCUACUGAGUUGGUUUCGGGUAUUUCAGGUGCAUCAGAAGAGAACAUACGAGAUCUUUUUUCAAAAGCAUAUAGAACUGCACCAUCUAUAGUUUUUAUUGAUGAGAUUGAUGCAAUUGCUUCAAAAAGAGAAAACCUUCAGAGAGAGAUGGAACGGCGCAUUGUGACACAGUUGAUGACUUGCAUGGAUGAAUCUCAUAGGGUUGCUAAACAUGAUGAUAAUUCAAAAAAUACAGAGAUGUCUGAUGGAAAACCGGGAUAUGUCUUGGUAAUUGGUGCUACAAAUAGACCCGAUGCUGUUGAUCCAGCACUAAGAAGACCUGGACGGUUUGACAGAGAGAUUGCUUUAGGUGUUCCGGAUGAAAAUGCGAGAGUACAUAUUCUUUCUGUGCUGACAAAAAAUCUGAAACUUGAAGGUGCUUUUGAUCUGUUAAAAAUUUCUAGGGCAACCCCAGGAUUUGUUGGAGCUGAUUUAUCAGCAUUGGUGAAUAAAGCUGGUAAUCUCGCUAUGAAGAGAAUCAUUGAUGGGAGGAAGUUGGAACUUAUUAUAGAAAGUACUGACACUGAAGAAAAGGAAGACUGGUGGAGGAAGGCUUGGACAGCCGAAGAGAUGGAAAAACUUAGCAUCACAAUGUCUGAUUUUGAGGUAGCCGCUAAACUGAUUCAACCCUCUUCUAGAAGAGAAGGAUUCUCUAGCAUACCAAAUGUCAAGUGGGAAGACGUAGGUGGUCUUGAUUUAUUGAGAAAAGAGUUUGAACGUUAUAUAGUUAGGCGUGUAAAAUUUCCCGAUGAGUAUGAGGAUUAUGGAAUUGAUUUGGAGACUGGGUUUUUGCUUUAUGGACCUCCUGGUUGUGGAAAAACAUUAAUUGCCAAAGCUGUUGCUAAUGAAGCAGGAGCAAAUUUCAUACAUAUUAAGGGUCCUGAGCUUUUGAACAAAUAUGUCGGCGAGAGUGAAUUGGCAGUUCGGACAAUAUUCAGUCGUGCAAGGACAUGUGCUCCAUGCAUACUAUUCUUCGAUGAGGUUGACGCUCUGACAACAAAACGUGGAAAGGAAGGUGGAUGGGUUGUUGAGCGACUUCUAAAUCAGUUAUUGAUAGAGUUAGAUGGUGCUGAUCAACGCAAGGGAGUUUACAUAAUUGGUGCCACCAACAGGCCAGAAGUGAUGGACCCAGCAGUCUUACGGCCUGGAAGAUUUGGGAAACUUAUGUAUGUCCCUCUGCCAAAUCAAGAUGAGCGCGCGUUGAUUUUGAAAGCUUGUUCUAGAAAUAAGCCACUAGACGACGAUGUGGACUUAAUUGCUAUUGCCCGAAGUGAGGCUUGUGCAAGCUUUAGUGGAGCCGAUCUGUCAGCAUUGAUGAAUGAAGCUGCCAUGGCUGCUGUUGAAGAUAAAUUUAGUAAAAUUGAAGCUGCAAAGGCAGAUGCUGCUCGUGAAGGGACAUCAGUAUCAUCAUUAUCACCAACACAUACAAUAAAAGCUCUACAUUUUGAGCAAGCAUUGAAAAUAAUCUCACCUUCUGUAUCAGAAAAGCAAAAACAAUAUUACCGUAUACUGCAAGAGAGCUUCAAAAGAUCUUAGAAGUGGGAUUAUGGAGCAUGGCAUUGUUUUGUGUUAAUCUUUAUUAUCUCAAAGGGUAAUACUACUCAUUUCGUUACAAAACGAGCUAUAGCCCCCUUAACCACAUCAAGAGGGGUAUCCAGUUUUGAUCUGUGAAAUAUAGCAAUUUAGUUGGUAAGUUAUUUUGCAUCUCAUUGCAUUUUUUGGUAACUAUAGAAUGUCAAUGUUUUAAGUUUUAGUUAUUAGUUAGUUUUUUAUAUUGCCCAGUAUUUCUUUUGUAUUUCCUCUUCUCGCCUACAAGUGAGCUGGCUGUCCAGUGAUUUCUGUAAAGAAAUUAUCAGAUUACAUAUAGUUCUUUCUUUUGUGUA
This is a messenger RNA of Erigeron canadensis, 2987 nucleotides long. RefSeq names its product cell division control protein 48 homolog C-like. Bases 73 to 2640 code for a protein of 855 amino acids. The transcript has 10 exons. Gene Ontology annotation, molecular function: preribosome binding; RNA binding; ATP binding. Gene Ontology annotation, biological process: ribosome biogenesis. Gene Ontology annotation, cellular component: nucleus. NCBI's taxonomy places the organism in Eukaryota, Viridiplantae, Streptophyta, Magnoliopsida, Asterales, Asteraceae. The record is from RefSeq and is a predicted model, not a curated record.